This is a messenger RNA of Pocillopora verrucosa, 2732 nucleotides long. The record is from RefSeq and is a predicted model, not a curated record. Lineage: Eukaryota; Metazoa; Cnidaria; Anthozoa; Scleractinia; Pocilloporidae.
CUUCUUUGACCUGGCUGAAGUAUUCUUUGACUUUUCUGAAAUAUUCAGCAGCGUUUCAAACCGUAGUUGCGUUGUUACUAGGCUUAAUCAUAGUGUGAUUGUGUGAGUGAACGAACAAUGAUUUAUUGACGUUACAUGUUGGUAAGAGUCGGAUACGCAUCAAAUGGCAGUUUCAACUUCCACCUUUAAGCAUCUGGCAAAGAGUUUGACCUCGUGAGAAGCAGUCUUAGGUAGGAAUUAUAACUAAAGCUGAAUCAGUCGAAACAAGAAACCAGUUCGUCGCCAUGAUUCCUAGUUCACUCAUGUUCAAAGCGUUCCUUCUUGGUGUUCUAUGCUCUCUGGGAAGUGGGAGGCAAACUCGUGCGUGCUCAGUUCCUUACAUCCAUGAAAAGAGAGGAAACGAGAAAAAGGUCAUCAACGUGAACAGCGGGAAAGAUGUGAAACUCAUUUGCAAUAUCAGAACUACUGAUCAGACAUCAAAACCAGUGUAUUACUGGCUCAAAGACAAUCAGGUGCUCAUCUUAUCAGAUCAUCACCGUAUGAGAUUAAAACCAUACAGAUACCUAAGGAUAAUAAGUGCGAAGAAAAAGGACAGCGGCAUAUACAUCUGUGGUGCGGUGAACAACUGCGGCUGGAAUACCUAUACAAUGCAGCUGUUUGUGGGAAGUGCUCCAAGAUUUACGUUGCGGCAAAUCACGAUGAGGCGCAACCUUCUUGCAGUACCCGUUGGAAACUCUGUAAAGCUGGACUGUUCUGCCGAUGGAAACCCUCGUCCUACCGUGAAAUGGUACAAAAACGGAAAACUUUUUAAGGAAAGGAUAGGUGGCUACAAACUGUAUUUGAGUCGAUGGACAACCUUGUUGCGUUUGAAGGACUUGGUUCCCUCUGACGCUGGAUCAUACAUGUGUAAUGUGAGCAACUCAUACGGGUGGAUUAGUCAUACAUACAAAGUAGACGUUCAUGAACGAGCUCGUGCUGAACCAGUUGUUCUACCCAUGGAAAAUGUCACAGUUUAUCGAGGGGAGAAUGCCAGCUUAACAUGCAAAGCAUCAAGUGAUUCCAUGCCUCAUUUCCAGUGGUUAAGGUGGUUUCCUCUGCGUUCCAACGGUUCGGCCAACAGUUCGGCAGAUGAUUCAAUUGAAACUCCUCACUACGAAAUCGUGAAUAAAGAAGACACAGACCAACAUGUAAUUUUGCCUCCAAGUGACGGCAAAAUGUUUGAUUUCCACGGAGCGAAGUUGACUUUGUUUAAUGUCACAAAGAGGGACGAAGGAAAAUACACUUGCAUUGUGGGAAAUGCUGUUGGUUACGCAGUCGAACAUACUUACAUCAUUGUCCAAAACAUGGCCCCUCCCAGUUGUGACCUCAACGGAUUAAAGUGUUCCUUUACCCCAGACGAGUUUGCAGACUUGAAUGGAACGCAUUACAAUGACAGCACAGCAAUUCGUUCUUCAGAAAAGAAGACUCGUGAUGUUCUUGUCUCUGGAACCGUCUUGGCAUGCGUGUUAGUUACUAUGGCCGCCUUAAUCAUUAUCUACUGGCGCCGUCGAUCCCGAAAUAAGAGACCCUUAUUGCCGAGAUCACCGUCAGAACUUGAAUUUGAGUACGAUGCGUUCGUUAUUUUCAGCUCUCAAGACUCGGAUUGGGUGAUUAAAACUCUAAUUCCAACUCUAGAAGAAAAACAUGAUUUUAAAUGCUGUGUACACUACAGAGAUUUCGUUAUUGGCGUACCCUUUCGUGAAAAUAUGGUCAACAGUGUUUACAACUCAAGAAAAACAAUUGCUGUCGUGUCAAAGAACUUUUUCAAUAGUAAUUAUUGUGGUUCUGAAAUGGAUUACGCCCUCCAUCGACUUGUGGAAAGGAGAGAUAAUAGUGUGGUCGUGAUCAAACUUGAUGAUGUUGACAGUAGAAAACUUCCCAGGGAGCUGCGAAAAAGGAGCUAUAUUGACUAUCCAAAGACUGUUGAAAAGGAUCACUGGGAAAGAAAACUGGUAAAUUGUUUAACGACUUCCAACGACUUGUGACAGAAAUCGAUUUUAUAAUAACGUCUCCAAGAGUUAAGUAGCUAAUCAAUUUCUUUUCAAUCAUGAUUGAAUGGAAAUUAAUUAGGUGCUACAUGCAUUUUUCACUAUUACCAUCUUGAGAAGUUGAGUUCACAUUUAUUAAUUUUGUUAACAUGCCAUCUUUCAAAAUCUUUAACACAUAUUUGUCUGUUCAUUGUUUUUCCACCCGAAAAGAUACUUAUUUUUGAAUUUCAUAAAUGUUCUUGACAGAAGUUUUGAAUUUCACUUGUUCAAGGGAAAAUUGUGACUUGCAUGUACCUCUUUCAGCAAGUUUUUUUCAAAUGUGCAAUUUUGACAGUUUCUUUAUAUAAGCAUGCAUGAUAAUCCAUUUUGAGGAAACUGUUAUUAAAGACCCAUGUACACCUAAAAUGUAGACAAAUUGCUUCUGAGUAUGAGAGUAGCAUAAAGAUUUUAUAGUUAACUGUUUCGAAGUGACGAAAUUGUGCAAAGCAGUUGGGUAAACAUACAUGGGUGUAAGCCAAGCUGUAGUUAAUAGUGUUUUACAAUGGAGAUACUGACUUUCUUUUAAAUUGUGGUAAGAAUGAUCAAAAAAUUUUCCUUUGCUUUCUCAAAGAAGUUACUGUAACACAAAUAUAUGUCAAAAUUUUAUGAAGCUAUCCGGAAUAGUUAUUUAAAAACUAUUGUAUACAAAUUUUUUUUUUAAAGAUU